Messenger RNA from Colletotrichum siamense, 1017 nucleotides. Its product is annotated as Enoyl reductase. The coding region runs from base 1 to 1017 and encodes 338 amino acids. Gene Ontology annotation, molecular function: oxidoreductase activity, acting on NAD(P)H. The record is from RefSeq and is a predicted model, not a curated record. NCBI's taxonomy places the organism in Eukaryota, Fungi, Ascomycota, Sordariomycetes, Glomerellales, Glomerellaceae. The transcript is spliced from 3 exons.
AUGAAAGCCCUCGUCCUAUCCCCCUCCGAAAGCUCCGUCUCUGUCAGAAAUAUUCCGAAACCAUCUCCAGGUCCUCGAGAGAUCCUCAUCAAGAUCUACGCCGUCGCCCUAAACCACGUUGACGCGCUCUACGCCAAAAACCCCAUUGCUGCCCAAGACGACCGCGUCACUGGCAGCGACUUUUCAGGAGAGGUUGUGCAACUCGGCGAGGGCCUUGACGUUGUCGAUGACCCGCGGGCAAAGAUUGGAACUCGCGUAGCCGGGUUUGUCCAAGGAGCCUGCUCCGUCAAUCUCCGCCCGGGCGCCUUUGCAGAGUACCUCGCCGUCGAGUACGACCUGACAUGGCACAUCCCGACGACAUUGUCCUUCGAAAGCGCGGCGACAAUCAGUCUUUGCGGUCUAACGGCUGCCCAGGGCGUCUUCGCCCGCCUGCAACUACCGUGCCCGUUCUUCAACACAAGAGGUUUCACGGGCCUCGACCUCGCUGACGACAGCCCUGCCAACAUCUUCAUAUAUGGCGCGACCUCAUCCCUCGGCCUGUACACGGCACAGCUUCUUCGCGCUUCUGAGAAGACCGCUGGUCGCAGGAUACGGCUCAUCGGCGCGGCCAGCGCCUCGAAGCACGCCAUGUUGAAGCAGGGACCGUACGGCUAUAACGUUCUAGUCGACUACUGUGAUGUCGACUGGGUCGAGCAAGUGCGUCGUGCGGCCCGGGGAGGGGUGCAAUACGCCAUCGACGCCAUAUCCAAAAGCCCGUCGGUUGAGCAGGUCGAACAAACACUAGCAGAGGACGGCGCUACGCUCCCCGCGAACCCCGACGCGAGACGAUUCACGGCCGAGUUUUAUAAGUACAUGGGCUCUGAAGCCUCUUCUGGAGUUGUCAAGGUGCAGCCGAACGCUGUGCGCCUGAUGCCGGGCGGUUUGGAGAGGAUCGCUUUGGAAGGGUUUGCGUUGUUGACUGGUGCCGGAGGGGAACGGCCCGUUAGCGCCGAGAAGAUUGUGUACACCAUCUCUUGA